Molecule: messenger RNA, 1105 nt
Organism: Zingiber officinale
Lineage: Eukaryota; Viridiplantae; Streptophyta; Magnoliopsida; Zingiberales; Zingiberaceae
Product: carboxylesterase SOBER1-like
Exons: 6
Coding region: 43-810 (255 amino acids)
Biological process (GO): protein depalmitoylation
Cellular component (GO): cytoplasm
Molecular function (GO): palmitoyl-(protein) hydrolase activity; carboxylic ester hydrolase activity
Source: RefSeq, a predicted model, not a curated record
CUGCCGCAGGUCUUUUUCUAUGCGGACUUCGUCGGACGACUCAUGAGCCUCCGAUCGGUUCCCCUCUUCCUCCGCCCACUCGCCGUCGCCGCCGUCAUUGUCACCGUCGUCUCCCUUCUCUCCUCCCUCCUCAGCCGCCAGAUCCCUCCGCCGCCGCAGCUCUCCGCUCGUAGCUUCUUGGUAUGGCUCCACGGAUUGGGCGACUCCGGCCCUGCCAACGAGCCCAUCCGCACUUUCUUCUCUUCCCCCGAGUUCAAUCGCACUGAGUGGUCAUUUCCCUCUGCUCCUCUCGCUCCCGUUACCUGCAACAAUGGAGCAGUCAUGCAUUCCUGGUUCGACAUUUAUGAGAUACCCGUGACUGCUGUAUCUCCCAAUGAUGAAAAUAGUGUCCUUGAAGCAGUCAAGACAGUGCAUGCAAUUAUAGACAAGGAGGUUGCUGCUGGCACACCCACUAAAAACAUAUUUAUCUGUGGAUUUAGUCAAGGAGGUGCUUUGACAUUAGCAACUGUAUUGCUUUAUCCAAAGACUUUGGGAGGUGGUGCAGUAUUCAGUGGAUGGGUACCUUUUAACUCAUCAAUAAUAGCAUCCAUUUCCCCUGGUGCCAAAAAGACACCUAUGUUAUGGUUCCAUGGAAUGGUCGAUGAAGUUGUGCUGUUUGACGCCGGUAAAGCUGCACCUUCUUUUUUGGAACAGGCUGGUAUCCAAUGUGAAUUCAAGCCACAGGCCUAUCCUAGUCUUGGUCAUUCUAUCACCAAAGAAGAGUUACAAUACCUCGAGCCAUGGAUCAGGACUCAGCUGAAGAGUCAAUGAAAUCUCCAACCUGCCUUCAUGACAUUGUCACACCAAGCUGUAAAGGAAUGACCUCUGUUUGUAGCUCACAUUUAAUAAGGAUUUAUGCUCAAAGCAUGACUAGGGAAACCGCAAAUAUUGAUGGUAUAGCAUCUGCCUCUAUCUUUCUGGGAUAGUAACUGUAAUGUUGAUGAAAUGAUUUGGAGAUAUGUUUUUGUUGUGCACAUAUUGUAAAAAAAAUUAAAUUAAAUAAAGACAAACUAAUCUGAUGAUGGAAAUGAACACUAUAGUCUUAAAUGAAGCAGAUUCAAUGAAA